Messenger RNA from Nerophis lumbriciformis (worm pipefish), 663 nucleotides. The record is from RefSeq and is a predicted model, not a curated record. Lineage: Eukaryota; Metazoa; Chordata; Actinopteri; Syngnathiformes; Syngnathidae.
AUGAUGUCCUCUUACUAUCAUCCAGCCAAGGAGGCAGACAUGGCGGCCAUGGCGGAACCACUCUGCCUAGAAAGAGAUGUGUGUAGAGUGAUCGAGCUGUUGGACCGGCUGCAGCGCAGAGGUGAAUUGCCUCCUCCCAAGUUGCAGGCCCUGCAGCGAGUGUUGCAGAGCAAGUUUUGUGCCGCCAUCAGAGAGGUGUACGAGCAACUGUAUGACACGUUAGACAUUGUUGGGGGACCAGAGGUGCGAGCGCAGGCGACAGCAAAGGCCACCGUGGCAGCCUUCGCGGCCAGCGAGGGCCACGCCCACCCCCGGGUGGUGGAGCUGCCAAAGACGGACGAAGGUCUGGGCUUCAAUAUCAUGGGGGGUAAAGAGCAGAACUCCCCCAUCUACAUUUCCAGAGUGAUACCCGCGGGUGUGGCCGACCGACAGGGGGGUCUGAAGAGAGGGGACCAGCUGCUGUCUGUCAAUGGAGUGACUGUGGAAGGGGAGCACCACGAGAAGGCCGUGGAGCUGUUAAAGGCCGCCCAGGGCUCUGUCAAAUUGGUGGUGCGCUACACCCCAAAGGUCCUGGAGGAAAUGGAGGCUCGCUUUGAGAAGAUGAGGACCGCCCGGAGACGACAACAGCAUACAAGUUACACUUCUCUGGAGUCCAGGGGCUAA